GCGUGGCUGCCCUACCUUCUUUCUGCUUCGAACAGUGGCAAGAGAGAGAAGAGGGGAGAGAGAGAGUGCGGCGGAGGCGAUGGCGAGCGGAGGGAAGGGGCUGAACGCGACCGGGGAGUUCUUCCGGCGGAGGGACGAGUGGAGGAGGCACCCGUUGGUGGGGAACCAGCUGCGCCACGCCACACCGGGGCUCGGCAUCGCCAUCGUCGCCUUCGGGAUCUACCUCGUGGGCGAGGCCGCCUACAACCGCAUCUACCGCCCCUCCGGCGACCACCACCACUAGGUGGCCGGCCGGGGUCCGUGACUCCAAGGUAAAGUAGCUGGAGCAAACUUUAUCAACUUCAUCGGUGUUGUUUUUCUUUUACCCGUUUGAGCUCAUAAGGUCAACCAUGACCAUCUAGUUUGUAACCAUGGAGUCAACCGCUCUUAAAACGCUGUGCUUUUAUGGCAUUUGGGAAUGGCAUUGCUUUUGUAAUACUCAACUCAUGCAAAUCUGUUGUAUGCAUGUAUGAUUUCUGAAGUGUUCAUCCGAACUCAUUCAGAGCUGAUAUAUGUGAAAUUGGCAGUUUCAAUC
Molecule: messenger RNA, 574 nt
Organism: Panicum hallii
Lineage: Eukaryota; Viridiplantae; Streptophyta; Magnoliopsida; Poales; Poaceae
Product: NADH dehydrogenase [ubiquinone] 1 beta subcomplex subunit 3-B-like
Exons: 2
Coding region: 80-283 (67 amino acids)
Biological process (GO): mitochondrial respiratory chain complex I assembly; electron transport chain
Cellular component (GO): mitochondrion
Source: RefSeq, a predicted model, not a curated record